AUUGCUUAGCAUGUUAUACUUGGGGAAACCCAGAUUCAUUUCCCUAAGUCUCGUUUAUGACCUUGGUCAAAUCACUUAUGAUUCUCAAAGGAGUGCAGCAAGAAUAAAACCAUGCAAAGAUUGUGAGAGGCUCAGGCACUAUAGUGACAGGGCCCAUGGAGGUACCCGAGACAGGUAUCUUAAAAAUAAAUCAGGAAGCAAAAUUAGCAGGCACCCCUCUGUACAUUUGAAUGCAAUACCAAAUGAAAAGAGAAAGAAAGCCGUGCUAUCUGCUAGCAACUGGUGAUUCUGAGCCCUCAGCAUGAGGCAUCCCAAAAUGGCGGGCUUUCUGGACAUGCACCCUCUGAAAAGUAGCCUGUUCCAAAGUGGUGCCAUUUGGAUUCCCAAACACCAAAGCAAGGAAAAUUCACUACUCCUUUGGACCUCUCUUCACUGAACUUCAGAGGAGGAAGUCUAUGCCCAUAAUUAAGCCUCCUGCAUGGAAUAUUUAGGCUUAUCUUGCAGUUGCCUGAAAUAAGAUCUGUAUCUGACUGUUAGCCAUUAUUUCAUGCUGAUUACUGUAAUAUAUGACUGCCGUCAUUGUCUAUUAUAUUUACCACAAUGUUGCAUCAUUAUUCAUCACCCAAACCGUGUUUGUUUUUCAGCUCGGGGAGGAGCAUCGCUAUACGUCCCGCAACCCAACAUAAAUGCAACUGUGGCCCAAAACAUCCUCCUUUCAGUUGAGUAUUUUUACAAAGGCGUUGCCACCAUUGAAUGGAAGCACGUGUCGAGUUGGGGCACCACAAAAAUUGUUGAGUGGAGAACUGGGAUUUAUACUAACAUAUCCAAAAGUUACAUGGACAGAGUGACUGUUUAUGACAAUGGCUCAAUACAGCUUCUGAAUGUGGGUGUGAGAGAUGCCGGUUACUACUUUGUCACUGUAACAGAAGAGUUGGGAACCAACAUUUAUGGCACCAUCAUAUUAAAUGUUUAUGAGAUUAUCUAUGAAGAUUUACAUUUUGUAGCCGUCUUCUUUGUGUUUCUUACUGCUGUGUCUGCCAUUUUAGUCUGCUUCAUGUGGCUUUGUAAUAAGUCGGUGCAUCUAUACCAGAAGCAGAGGCGCAAGCUAGAAGGUAACUAUCUCUGGGGGUAAAUAACCCCGAUAGGAUGUUGUCUUAUCAAAAUUUUGACCAUUUGUUCAGUUAUCGUAAGAUCCCACAUUCAGCACUGAUGCCUCCCACUGAUGUUAAUAAGAAUCACCAAUCCUUAAUAUCAGACCUUUAAUAGAGGUUAAGGAAGGGUGAAAAUUCCUCCUUGUAGACUGAAAAAAAAAAGUGGGGGGUGGUUGCCUGCUUGCUGCAGGGAAUACACCUGCACUGGUAGAGAGCUUUUCAGGUCAAAUUCAUAGGGUAACAAGCCAGUGUUCUUUGCUAUCAGCUCCAGCUAC
Gavialis gangeticus (Gharial) is the source of this 1426-nucleotide messenger RNA. RefSeq names its product V-set and transmembrane domain containing 5 (gene VSTM5). Gene Ontology annotation, biological process: positive regulation of excitatory synapse assembly; filopodium assembly. Gene Ontology annotation, cellular component: axon; plasma membrane; dendrite. The record is from RefSeq and is a predicted model, not a curated record. NCBI's taxonomy places the organism in Eukaryota, Metazoa, Chordata, Crocodylia, Gavialidae. Bases 548 to 1132 code for a protein of 194 amino acids. The transcript has 2 exons.